Messenger RNA from Coregonus clupeaformis (lake whitefish), 3727 nucleotides. It is a transcript of the gene cdca4, whose product is annotated as cell division cycle associated 4. The record is from RefSeq and is a predicted model, not a curated record. The transcript is spliced from 3 exons. Lineage: Eukaryota; Metazoa; Chordata; Actinopteri; Salmoniformes; Salmonidae. The coding region runs from base 1530 to 2417 and encodes 295 amino acids. Gene Ontology annotation, cellular component: nucleus. Gene Ontology annotation, molecular function: transcription regulator activity.
CUGCUGCAUCUGGCUGCCUGGCAGCAGUGCUUCGAACACAAUUUUGUAUCGGGGGAAGCUGAGAGCUGCGCCUUUAAUUCGUUUAUUUACGAAGAGCACAUGAACCCUCGGCUAAAAAAGCUGAUUCUGUAAAGACUCACCAUUUCAGAAGUGUGGCAAAAAUGGGGUCAUAUUUGUGUCAGGUAGGCUGAUCUCCCAUGCCUUCAUCUCAACCGUAACUGACCCCUCUCCCUCAAUGUUAUGUGUUACCCUUAUAGCUAACGGGUGUUAAUCAAGAUUCUGUCCUGUGAUCUUUGUGACUAUCAAUCAAAUAAUCUCAAUUUGCAUACAAAUUCCACUCUUCAAUAUGAAAUACAAAAUUUGCAUUACACAUGUGAUUCUUUGUUUUUGCCUGCAACUAACAUUUAUUGGUUUGGUGUACAAAACGAUGCAUACUGCCCCUUGCCCUUCCAUCUUCCUGAAGCUCGAGCAACCUUCAGGUUCUCACCCAAUGCAAUGUGACACAAACAAUUUGUAUUGAGGAGGUAAAGCGGGCAUUAUUAUUUUUAGCUGCUCAUAGCCUUUUACAGUUCCUCAGCACCUGGUCCCAGUAGCAGAGUUCCAGUGUAUCUCCCCCUCCCCCCUUCUGCACACACACGGGUCACCCAGUGACAUUGGAUGUAAUGUGCAUUGACGUGCUGGUUACUGUCAUGUGUUCUCCCUGCUCUAGCUGGAUGUUAGUCACUUUUAGGCUCCCGCAGCCCUGGUUGGCUGACCGCCGUAGCUGGAGGCAAGUGUCCAACACUCGUCUCAGUACUGGAUGUAUGUACAAAGUGCUAUUUAGCCAUUAGCCAUUUUCAGUGUGUGUGUGUCUGCCAUUUUAUCUUUACUCAGCUUAAUUUUGGGGGGUAAUAUUACAAAUGCUUGCAUCGGGAGUGGGAUCUCUUUUUCUGUUUAAGGCACUAUUCUUGAAUUGAUAUAGGUCCAAUUUCCACAUCUUCAUGUUUAGCUUUUCUUGCAAAUGGCUCCAGCAAGUCUGUGUUCAUUUGUUUUAGGGAUAUGUACUUAUGAUAAUGAUUUACAAAUACUGACAUAGGUCGGAAUAUGCUCUUGAUACAUUAACUAAGAAACGUUUUUUAAAUAAUCCUGGUUUGAAGUUGAUGUCUCUCUGUUUUGUCUGUAAACAGAAAUUUAUUUUUGAAUCCCUUUGUCUUAACAGGCAUUUACUAAAAUGUCAUAUUGGACGAUGCGCUCAAUGGACGUUGGAUAAUCAACAAAGAUCCUAUCGCUUCAGACGAAUGCCUUACUGGCAUUGUUCCUCUUUCUCUUUCUCUACUGUAGCACACAAACAAGCUUUGAGUUUGCUUCCCGUUUCAAGACUGGAGAGCUAGAGUGUGCUCCAAUCCCAAGAAUUAUGGUAGCAAGCUGUACUAUUUUAUCAGUGUGAUGAUCUAAAUUGGAUGUUCCACUCAGCAGGCACCUUGCAGGUCUGUCUGAAAAGACCUGAAAAUGAGUUAAGAACCGAAGUUUUUCAGUAACAUGCAGGAGCGAUGAGCAAAAGAGGAGGCCGCCCCGUAUAUAUGCGUCACCGUAGGAAAGGUAGAGAAAAGGCCAACAUGUACUCCAAGGGCACCAAACGCACGUUCUCUGACGGUGUGGACGACAAGGCGGUGGCGGCAUCCUAUAGCCUGCAGCGCCAGUCCCUACUGGACAUGUCCCUGAUCAAGCUGCAGCUGUGCCACAUGCUGGCGGAGCCCAACCUGUGCCGCUCGGUGCUCAUCGCCAACACGGUGCGCCAGAUCCAGGAGGAGAUGGCCCAAGACGGCAGCUGGCAGGUGGUCACCGAGGCCUUAGGUGGCUCUGGCCAUGGCCCAUCUGAUCGCCUGGUGGACACUGAGGUUCUGUGCCAGUCGCCGGCGCCGGAGCAGCAGGACGGCGGUCCUAAGCUCUACUCAGUGAUGGGCUACGACGGCUGCCGCGAGGAGGAAGUGGUGACGGACAAGGCACUGUGUUCUGUGGUUGUCGGCGACAGGGCCCCAUCCCUCCUGUUGGGGACCAUUGGCCACUGCUGGGACAGGGGGGAACUGAGAGUGGUGGAAGUGGAGGAUGAGGUCAGCGAAGACUCAGGUACGGGGGACGAGGAGGAGACGGGGUCUGGGGAGGGGACUAAAAUGGCAACGGGGCAGCUGUUCGGGACUUUCGAGAUCAAGAACGGCGCCCCCGAGUCAGACCCGGCACUAGAGGAGCUGUUCUCUGACGUUGAUGCCUCGUAUUAUGACUUGGACACCAUGCUGACAGGCAUGCAGAGUGCCCCAAAGAUGGGGCCUUACGACUUUCUGGACAGCUUGGCCUCCUCACACGGCCCUGUGUCCAACUCCAGCUGUAGAGCCGAUCUCAAUGAACUUGACCACAUUAUGGAGAUCAUUGUGGGCUCAUAGAUUAGACUUAAAACUCGAAUACUGUUUCAUUGAUCUUGUGCCACUGUCUUUUUGUCUUGUAUGUGCGAACAUACAGUAUUUACACGCCUUCCUCUGUAUGGAAACUAAGUGAAAUCCAUCUCCGUGCAAUGAAAUGUUAAUCUGAAAAGGUUCACAGUUUUUCAAAUUCACAAUCCUUUUUUCUUAUGUAUAUUUUCUUUAUGUUUGUAUUUGAGUGUGUACUCUCUUCUGUUUUUUUACUGUUGUUUUUGUUUUAAUUUAUUGUACUUAUUACACUACAUGAAUUCAGAGCAGCACAACAUAUUUACAUGAACUAUACAUAUUUUCUUUCAAAAAAUAUAUACGAUUGUUAAAACAUUUCUGUAUAAAUAUACAAGUCUAUAUUUUUUACUAUAGAGACAGUCUGAGAAUUGUUCCAGACUGUCUGACUUUUUUAAAAUAUAUUUCUAAACCAGAACGAUUGCACAAAAGCUCAAUGUGUGAUUGGGACUAAUUUACCUUUUGUCUUCCAAAAGUUUAACUUUGGUUGUGUCUUUUGAGCUACAAGAGCAAAGAGGCAUUGUCGAAAACAUGAAUUGUGUUCAGUAUGCUCACAAUGUGAUGCACCCUUGUCUUGGUCUAUGGUUUGGUGCUACAGUAUAUGCACCGUGUACAGUAUUCCUUAUAAACACAUUGCCUUGAGCCAUACAGUUAGUUCUUGCACCACGGCUAGCUGAACCUCACGGCCUAGCAUGUGGUGCCAUUUGUUUGCUAUUAGAAAUAACGUAUGUUCUUAUAUUUGUCUCCUUACAAAUGAAGAAUUGUAAUGGGUAUAUCUCUCAUUUUAUGUUAUGACUUUUAACCUAUUUAAUUUAUUAAGCGCAAACAUAAGGUGGUGUUAAACCUUGGUAAUACUUAAGGUUGCAGAAGCUUUUCAGCUUUCAAACAUGAAUUGGUAUUUGGAAUCAUAAUGAGUUUCCCAACUUUCAUGCAUACUUUUAGUACUUUUAGUGAAGUAAUUACUUUCUUAUUCAAAACAAACUGAGAACAUGCAAAGAAUUGUGCUAUUCAGCUGACCUAUUCCAACAAGAAUGUAUUUUCUUUACCAAGUUCAAAGCCUGCACUCAGGCACAAGAUAAUAUUGUGAGUAAACAACUGAUUGCUGAUUAAACAGACAUGAGGUGGAAGAUCACACAUUUCUUUUUUAUAAAUAAGAACUGUACAUUAGACAUUCGUGACCAUGAGCUAGAGUAAAUGUUGAAUUUUUUUAUACAAGUAAACUAGCAGUUUAUACCAUUUUUAAUAAAGGUUACAACAUAUUGUAAUAUGAA